AUGUGCGGGUGGGAGCCCUGCGUCUUCAUGCACAACAUGUCUUGGCUGAGCGUAAACGGCACAAACUCGAGCUUGGAGCGCGCACUGGCUGAGGAUGAGCCGCGCAACGAGGUCUUGGCCCGGGUGGAGAUCGCGCUGCUGGCUGUCAUCUUUGUAACUGCGGGUGUCCUGAACGCAGGGCUCUUGUUGGUCCUGUGGCGGCGGAGAAAGCAGCUGUCCCGGAUGCGUGCGUUCGUGUUCCACUUGUGCGUCGCGGACCUGGUGGUGACUUUCUUCCAGGUGUGCCCGCAGCUCAUGUGGGACAUCACGGAUCGCUUUGUGGGGCCAGACGCGCUGUGUCGCUUCGUGAAGUACAUGCAGGUCGUGGGCAUGUUCGCGUCCACUUACAUGAUCGUGGUGAUGACCGUAGAUCGCUACCAAGCCAUCUGUAAACCUAUGGUGACUUUCCAGCGGCGCACGGCGGGGUGGAACGGGCCAGUGUGCGCGGCGUGGUGCGUGUCCUUCCUGGGCAGCCUCCCCCAGAUCUUCAUCUUCUCCCGCUCGGAAGUGGCCCCAGGUGUAUAUGACUGUUGGGGUCAGUUUGUGCAGCCAUGGGGACUCAAAGCUUAUGUGACAUGGACGACUCUGGUCAUUUUUGUGCUGCCCAUCUCUACAGUGAUCUGCUGCCAGGUGCGCAUCUGCCGCACAGUGCACAUCAACUUCCACAUGAAGAUGACGCAUGUGACCUCCAGGGCCAGCAGCGUGGCCGGGAUGUCCAAGGCCAGGGUGAAGACCGUGAAGAUGACCGUGGUGAUAGUGCUGGCGUACGUGCUGUGCUGGACCCCCUUCUUCACCGUGCAGCUGUGGUCAGUGUGGGACUCACAGGCCCCGACUCAGACUGCCACCUUCACCAUCCUCAUGCUGUUGGCCAGUUUAAACAGCUGUGCCAACCCCUGCAUCUACCUGCUGUUCAGUGGGACCCUCCCCAAGGGUCUUCUGACACCGGUGUGUCUGUCCCAGGCUAACGACAACAAAGAGCCCAACCAGGAGGAGGCCACCAUGGUGAGCUCCAUGUACAUCAGCCUCAAGAACCUGUCCGACUGCAGGUGA
Knipowitschia caucasica is the source of this 1089-nucleotide messenger RNA. NCBI's taxonomy places the organism in Eukaryota, Metazoa, Chordata, Actinopteri, Gobiiformes, Gobiidae. The record is from the annotation of a GenBank genome assembly.